Aegilops tauschii subsp. strangulata is the source of this 564-nucleotide messenger RNA. RefSeq names its product strigolactones hydrolase CXE15-like. Lineage: Eukaryota; Viridiplantae; Streptophyta; Magnoliopsida; Poales; Poaceae. Gene Ontology annotation, molecular function: hydrolase activity. The record is from RefSeq and is a predicted model, not a curated record.
AUGGCAUCCUCCUCGCCGCCGCACGUCGCGGAGGACGUGCCCCCGUUCCUGCAGCUCCUCAGCGACGGCACGGUGAUCCGCUUCACUGACUGCUACCCGCUCCCCAUCCCGUCACUGCCGCCCGGCCAGCCCGUUGUCGACUGGAUGGACGUCCUCUACGACGCUAGCUACGGCCUCAAGCUCCGCAUCUACAGGACGACGGCAGCCUCCUCCUCCGGGAACAAGCUCCCGGUGAUCGUCUACUUCCACGACGGUGGGUACAGCAUUGGCAGCUUCGACAUGCCCAACUUCCACGUGUGCUGCGUCCGCCUCGCCAGCGAGCUCCCGGCUGUUGUGCUCUCUGCACACUACCGCCUCGCCCCCGAGCACCCUUUCCUCGAGGGCCUCGACGAUGCGGCGAACGUCGUGUCCUGGGUGCGCGCCCAGGCGGCGGCGGCAGAGGACAGUGCCGUUGACGUAGCCCCGGAGCCAGCUGCCACCGCCAUCGACGACUACUACUACCCCGAGGGUGGCUACUCCUACGUGCAGGCCGCCGACGACCAGGGAUAUUGUUGCUUCCGCUGA